GCUACGAAGCAGAAGAUCGCGGAGGGUCUAGCGGCGAAGUCCGGGAAGGGUGCCAAAAAGAGGCGCAGAACGACGGGAAAGCAAGAAGACGAUGCUUUGGCAGACCUUGAAGACAAGAUCGCCCCCUUUUACAUGACCAAGCCGAAAGGCGAAAUGAUGGCUGAUGAAAUCAUAUCAAUUGUUACUAUGGGUUUCAAGGGCGCCUCCCGGAGCGAGAUCGAUAUGACUGUUGCCUCGAAUGCCAGGCUCUGGCUGCUUAUUUUCAUGAUGGAAGAGGUUGUCAAGGUGCCGUCGUACACGCCCAACAUGCAGGAGAAGCACGGGCCCACCGUGACGUUGUCAUCUUACCCUGCCGUGCGCAAGUUCGUUCAGAAAUACAUAACCUACUACACGAGCAGCAGUGACUCUAAUCCCGCCAACGGUCAGGGGCCCGAUGAUGACGCGGAGGCCAACGCACAGGAGGAGGGUUCCAACGCCGCCGACCCCGAUGCAUGUGCCAUCGCGUCCAUGGCGCAAGCGAGUGGCUUGGACAAGGCGGUGAUCGAGCCGAUCUUCCGUCGCAUGCAGGAUGCUACUAGACGGGCAGCACUGGUCAAGGACAUUGAGGCGUUCUUGAAGAACAACCCUCUCAACGCGAGUGCGGCGACAGUGAUGUCCCGCAGGCGCGUGGCGCUGAGUAAGGUCAUUUCGGCUAUCUGGGCUCCCUUUACAGCAUCGUCACCGUCGGCUGAUCAGACGCCCGACAUGGUCUCCAAGAUGAAGGAUUCCGGAGAGUGGGGCGUCGCCGUGACCCACGUCGUCGAGCUCGUCGGCAAGUCCCUGUGGGAGGCGAUCGACCCUCAGAUGGUGGCGGCCGCCAAGGAGUUGGACGCUAUCUUCGCAGGGAGCUCGGCUGAGAAGUCUGUCCUGGGCUACUCUCUUAAAUUUGACGCCCUGGCGCAGGCUUGGGGAUGUGGGAAGGCGGACCACGAUGCCAUCGGCCAGAACCUCAAGCGUUUCUUGCGCGUGCGCUCGGAGUACGUCGUCGCCGCCUUCGCCGAGCUCGCCAACAUCAAGGCGCACUUGCUCGAGGAGAACAUGAUCGAGAUCGACGAUGGGGCUGGGGGCUCUCACUUGAGGGUUGCUUUCGACUCGUUCGGCGUGGCGGCCAAGUUCGCGAAGGAGUUCGAUGAUGCAAUUACUUCCAUGGACGCAAAGUAUUCAGAGCUCGGGCAUUGGUGCGCCGCGUGGGCGGGCGCAGUUUCAACCAGCUGGAGGCUCGACCGCAACAUCUUCGUGCCGAGGACAGACGCCGCGUGGGAGAAGGUGCGCACUGUCGCGAAGAAUCGCUUCAUGAGUCAUAACAAGACGGAGUUGGUGAGAUUGAUGCAAGAGCGUGGCGAGGAGUUCAGGGACUCCAAGAAGGAGAUUAUUGCGGAUGAGUUGGCCACCCUGGAGAUCGCGGCAAUGAAAGAGACGGAAGCGAAACAGCAGGAGGAAUGGGAUGUUUUCCAGACUGAGUACAAAUCGUCGGUGGGCGCCACCAGCCAGCCAGCAGAUUAUGACGGCGGCGGCGUCUGCUCAGUCGAUGCAGUUCUUGAGGCUGCGGAGGCUGUGAAGUGGGAUCCGCAGGCCAAGUUCAUCCGCUUGUUCAACAGUGACUACAACCGUGUGCCAACUCCACUAACGUCCGCCGAGUUCAAGGCGGCCUCUUAUGCAGCGCAGUGCACCACCUUUCUCAUGCAUACCCACGCCGAUGACAAGGGCUUAGAUCAUUUGCUGGUGAAGACGCCGAAAAGCAUGAAAGAAUUCAGGAAGUUCCGCCCGAAGGUCUAUGUGGAUGUAUCUGCAGUCCAGGCUGCCAUGAAGACUGAUCCCGACUUGGUGGUGUUCACGCUUACGGGGGAAGUCACCGCUGGUGGCGCGGCUCCUCCAACGAACAAGGACGUGUACUGUGCGGGCAAGCUGCCGUCUGGAGAGUUCUUGUACGUGACGCCCCUCGGCAUGUCCGCGGCGCCGAACUCGAUGGCGUGCAUGCCCGGGUGGAUCGUCAAGGGCGUCACUUCGGAUUGGACCAUGGCG
Prorocentrum cordatum is the source of this 2061-nucleotide messenger RNA. The record is from the annotation of a GenBank genome assembly. NCBI's taxonomy places the organism in Eukaryota, Dinophyceae, Prorocentrales, Prorocentraceae.